This is a messenger RNA of Monodelphis domestica (gray short-tailed opossum), 4363 nucleotides long. Its product is annotated as butyrophilin-like protein 3. Gene Ontology annotation, biological process: regulation of cytokine production; T cell receptor signaling pathway. Lineage: Eukaryota; Metazoa; Chordata; Mammalia; Didelphimorphia; Didelphidae. Gene Ontology annotation, molecular function: signaling receptor binding. The record is from RefSeq and is a predicted model, not a curated record. Gene Ontology annotation, cellular component: external side of plasma membrane.
AUCUUUAAGCAUUUUUACAUUGCUAUAUAUAUAUUCAGAACUAGUUCUAGGUGUGUAGAAGUUUGAGGUUUUUCAAAGUCAUGUGAUCUGGGGAGAGGUCAUGUCCCUGAUUUCUGAUCUGUACUUUGAUCCUUAUUAAGAAAGGGUUCCUGAUCCCUUGUAUUCCUCUGCAGAGACAUUUAUAGCUGCAGAUUAUUAUUCUGGUGGAGCAUUCAGAUGGCAUUGUAAAUUUAUGUGAUGAGUCCAAAGUUCCCACUCUCUUACACUCUCAAUAAACAGGCAAGUGUGCACACACACAGACAGCCACACCUGAGAGAAGAGAAAGGUUUACUUCCUUCAGGAAGAUUCAGCCUUUGACAGUAUGAACCAGAGCUUCCACGCUGAGCUCCAUCUGUGAGUCCAUGCAGUGACCCACAUUGUCUCCUUUCAGCAAAGGUUGAAGUUCCUCUAACCAAAGACCUCUUCUGUACAAUCCUUUCUGCUCCUUCGAUUUUUUGUCUACCGGCCCCAUGAACUUACUUCUGGUUUUCAUGAACAGAUUCAAAGAUAUGUUUAAUAUCUCAACUCUCUCCUUCUUUCAAGUCUCCAAAACAUUUAAGCACCAUCUUCUCCUUAUGUUUGUUGUCAGUCUCAUAGAUCUGGGAUCAGGUCAUUUUCAGGUGAUUGGCCCAGACAAGCCUAUUCAGACUUUGGUGGGAGAAGAUAUCCUUUUCUCCUGUCAUGUCUCACCCAUGUUGAAUUUGGAGAAUAUGGAAGUGAGGUUCUUCAGAAACCAAUUCUCUUCUUUACUGGUUCUUUACAAGGAUGGGAAAGAAACAAAAGAGAGGCAAAUGCAAGAGUAUCAAGGGAGAACCCAAUUUGUGCAAGAUGCCAUCCCUGAAGGAAGAGUCUCCUUAAAACUGAAGAAUAUAAUUCUUUCAGAUGCAGGGAUAUAUGGAUGCCGGUUCAGCUCCCAAACUUUCUACCAGGAGUAUACUUGGGAACUACAGGUAGCAGCUCUUGGCUCAACCCCUCUCAUCUCUCUUGAGAAAUACAUAACUAGUGGCAUCUUGCUGAAAUGUCAAUCAACUGGUUGGUUCCCCAAGCCUACGGUACAGUGGAAAAACCACCAAGGAAAGCAUUUGUCUUCAGACUUCAAGGCAAACACAAGGGAUGAUGGCCUAUUUGACAUAGAAACCUCUCUUACCAUACAAGAAUCAUCCAUUGGGGAUAUCUCAUGUUCUAUCCACACCUGGGAACUCAGAAAGGAGUCCAGAGUAAGGAUAGCUGAUCCAUUUCUCCAGCCUUCCCCUUGGAUCUAUGGUUUUAGCAUAAUGUUGGCUAUCGUUUUAAUUGUUGCUGUUUACGGUGUUUUUCUCCACAUUCGUAAAGUGAAACUUGAGAAAAACCUGGAAUGGAGGAGAAAAAUGGGAGAAAAAGGAUGGAGAUAUGCUACUAAACAUGCAGUGGAGGUGACUCUGGAUCAAGAAACCGCGAACCCUUUGCUCCAAAUAUCUGAAGAUUGUAAAACAGUGUCUUAUAAUGACACCUCCAUGGUUGUUAGUAUGCCUGAAAAUGAGAAGAUAUUUCAUUCUCCAUGUGUAGUGGCUUCACAAGGUUUCUACAUGGGAGAAUGUUACUGGGAAGUGGAGGUUGGGAAGAAAAAUCGAUGGUAUCUUGGGGUAUGUUUGGAUAGUGUGAAUAGGAAGGAAAAACUGCCCAAACUCAACCCUGCUAAUGGUUAUUGGGUGUUGGGGCGAUGGAACCAAUAUGAGCAUUUUGUUUUCUCCCCUAAUAGACAGAUUUUAACUUUGCAGGUGCAUCCAAUGAAGAUAGGGAUUUUCUUGAACUAUAAGUAUGGGCAAAUCUCCUUCUUCAAUGUGACUAACAAGUCCCACAUCUACACAUUCACUGGUUGUAAUUUCAAUGGGAAAAUCCUCCACCCAUACUUCAGGCCUCGUUCCAAUGACAUUCAAGAACCUUCAUACCCCUUGACUAUCUGUACCAAGUUUCCUGGGACUGCAGGAAAUGAUACAUCUCCCUCUAACAAUGAAGGUUAGCCAUAAUAGCAAUAUAUUAGGAAGAAGUUACAGUAAACUCCACCACUUCCAUCCCCCCCCCAAAACAAAUCACAAACUUAUCUUAAUAUAUCUAGAAAAUACACCAGUCUGAAUUCUUAAAGAAAAUGCAGCAAUAGUCCCAGUGAAUCAUUUUCUCAGCCCAGGUCACCAUAGGGAGACAGAGAGAGAGGCCUUCUGGGGACAGAGUUUAGCAGUCCAUGGGCUGACUCUAGCACAUAGGAAGAGGCUAUGCAGUGUGGUAAGAGGAGGUCCCAUACUGGGACAUUGCAAUGAGAAGAGGUGGAGGUAGUGAUUGGAAACUUUAUUAUCCACUACUCAUGUCUAGAUCAUAAAUCCAGGGUAGGCUAAGAGAGGGAGCUGUAGGGUGCAGGUCUUCCUAGAUAAGGAGCAGAGGUAGGUCUUAGGUGGUAUACCAAAAGAGGAGCAGGUUCAGAAGCAAGCAGCAUCAAUAUUUUAGGAGUAGUUCCAUUAUCUAAUCUAGACUGAAGCCUGCAGAGGAUAAUCAGGUGAAGAAUUUUGACCAAAGGAAAACUUAGAGUUUCCACUCUAAACCAAUAAAGAUUCCCAGCUAACUGAGGCCAGAAAUAAUCUACCAUUGCUCAGGCCCAAAUUCAGGUCAGAAACUUGAAGAACUCAGACAAAGUGAACAGCAAUCAGACUUCGACCCAGGUCAGAUCACUUUGCAAGAACUGAAAACUUGAAAGUCCUCAGCCUGAGCUGCACCUGAAAUCCUGGAACAAUAUAAAUCUAAAUGCCCAAAGAAAGUAGCAAAAGGCCAAAUCAAAUCUUCCCUCCAGAAAAGAGCCCAACCCUGAUAUCAAGUCAAAAGUUAGGAAAUGGGACAAAAUAAUGUAUAGCAAACAAAAAGCAAUAUCACCUUCAAAGCCAAAUGUGAUGAUAGGGAUGUUUAAGACACCAACCUAGAAGAGAAUGAUUCCAAAACAUCGAUAAGGAAAACCAUAGAAAAAAACAUAGUUUGACUACAAAUCUAAUUAAAGUUCCUAGAGGAGCUGAAGCAAGAGUUCAAAAUAGAAAGUUGUAAAAUGUUUUUACUAAAGAACAGAGAUCAGCAAACUAUGAUCUGAGGGUUAAAUACCUGCAACCUGUUUGCCUAUGAGCUAAGAAUUAUUUAUACAUUUUAAAAUAUAUGACAUAUAUGUAUGUGUAUAACUUCAUGUGGCUUUGAUAAAACAUACAUAUAUAAAACACAUAUACAUGUGUAUGUUUAUAUAUAUAUAUAUUAUAUAUAAUGUAAAAAAUCAUUCUUAGCCCAUAAGUCUUAGAAAUGCAGUCAAUGAGAUGGAUUUGGCUCAAGGACCAUAGUUUACAAAAAUAUGCACUAGAGGUAAGAAAAAUAUAAAAGAAAUAAGAACUAUGAAAGAAAGAUUUGGAAAGGGAAAUUAAUAGCUUGGUGUAAGAGUUACAAAAUUUUGCCCAAGCAUCAAACACCCAGAAAAUUAGAAUAACCAAAUAGAAGCCAGUAACUCCAUAAGACAAUAAUAAAUAUCAAAAACAAAGUCAAAAGGCUGAAAAAAAUAGAAGAAAAUGUAAGAUAAUUCCUAACAGAAGUAACUGACAUGGAUAACAAAAUUGAUAUCAUAUUUCAAGAAAUCUUAAAAACUGCACAAAUCCUUUAGAUAUAGAGAGAAGAGUAGAAAUAAAAUCCACUGAUCUCUUCCUGAAAAAAUGAAAAUGCCAUGGGAAUAUUAAAUCUAAAACACAGGGCUUCCAAGUCAAAGAAAAUAUGCUGUGAACAGUAAAAAAGAAUUCAAAUAUCAAGGAGUCAAGAUUACACACUAAUUUAGUACCUAACAUUAUAAAGGAGUGGAAAGUUUGUAGUGCCAUAUUCCAGAGGGCAAAGAACAUAGGCUUAUGGCCAAUAAAUUACAUAGGACAACAACAUAUCCUACCUGGGGAAAAUAGAUCUUUAAUGAAGAGAACUUCCAAGAAUUUCUGAUGAAAACACCAAAACGAUAUAGAAACUUUUGAUGUUCAAACAAAGGAAUUAGUUCUAAUGUAGUCUGAAAUCUGUUCCUUCCAUACCUUAACCUUACAGAAUCCCUAACUUCCUUCAAAGCAGAACUCAGUUGCCAUCUCCUGCGCAUUACCUGAUUUCUUCAGUUACUCUCUCUCCCCCUCUGAUGCCUACUUUGUAUUUAAUAUCUUUGUGCAUAUGAUAUGAUUCUCCUUUCCUUAAGAGCAGAGAUUGUUUCAUGGGUUUUUUUUUUUUGGUCUUUGUAUCCUGAGCAUCAAGAAUGACACCUCAUAUGCAGUAUGAAGUUAAUAAAUACUUUUUGAAUUCA